CCACUGAUCACAAUGUGGAUAACACCACCGAAAUACUCAGGGAGUGGCUGAAGAACGUGCAGAAACUUUAUCAUUAUGUGGAGUGGAGGCCGAUGGACGAGCCGGAGUCUUAUCCUGAGGAAAUUGGACCAAAGCACUGGCCAAGCUCUCGAUUUGCCCAUGUCAUGAAACUACGACAGGCAGCCCUAAGAACUGCGAGGGAAAAAUGGUCAGACUACAUUCUGUUCAUAGAUGUGGACAAUUUCCUGACUAACCCACAGACCCUCAAUCUAAUGAUUGCAGAAAACAAAACCAUCGUGGCCCCCAUGCUGGAGUCCCGGGGCCUAUACUCUAACUUCUGGUGCGGAAUCACACCCCAGGGCUUCUACAAACGGACUCCAGACUACCUUCAGAUUCGAGAAUGGAAGAGGACGGGCUGCUUUCCUGUCCCCAUGGUCCACUCCACCUUCCUGAUUGACCUCAGGAAGGAGGCCUCUGACAAGCUGGCCUUCUACCCCCCGCACCAGGACUACACCUGGACCUUUGAUGACAUCAUCGUCUUUGCCUUCUCCAGCAGGCAAGCAGGCAUCCAGAUGUACCUUUGCAACAGAGAGCACUAUGGUUACCUGCCCAUCCCUCUGAAGCCUCAACAGACCCUGCAAGAAGAAGUUGAGACCCUCAUCCAUGUGCAGAUAGAAGCAAUGAUUGACCGUCCUCCAAUGGAACCUUCCCAAUUUGUGUCACUCGUCCCUAAAUAUCCAGACAAGAUGGGAUUUGAUGAGAUUUUCAUGAUCAACCUGAAACGCAGGAAGGACAGGCGGGACCGGAUGCUGCGCACACUGUACGAGCAGGAGAUCGAGGUCAAGAUUGUGGAGGCGGUGGAUGGGAAGGCACUCAACACAAGCCAGCUGAAGGCCUUGAACAUUGAAAUGCUGCCAGGCUAUCGAGAUCCCUACUCCUCCAGGCCUUUGACCAGGGGUGAAAUUGGCUGCUUCCUUAGUCACUACUCUAUCUGGAAAGAGGUAAUCGAUCGAGAACUGGAGAAGACUCUUGUUAUUGAAGAUGAUGUGCGUUUUGAGCAUCAGUUUAAGAAGAAGCUGAUGAAACUGAUGGAUGACAUUGACCGAGCUCAGCUGGACUGGGAACUCAUUUACAUUGGUAGGAAGAGGUUGCAAGUGAAAGAGCCAGAGAAAGCAGUGCCCAAUGUAGUCAACCUGGUUGAAGCUGACUAUUCCUACUGGACCCUGGGCUACGUCAUCUCUCUGGAAGGAGCGCAGAAGCUGGUUGGAGCUAAUCCCUUUGGGAAGAUGCUGCCAGUGGACGAGUUUCUGCCAAUCAUGUACAACAAGCAUCCUGUAGCUGAGUACAAGGAGUAUUAUGAAUCCAGGGACCUGAAAGCGUUCUCUGCCGAACCCUUGCUCAUCUACCCCACCCACUACACAGGCCAACCUGGAUAUCUGAGUGACACAGAAACCUCUACCAUCUGGGACAACGAGACAGUAGCUACUGACUGGGACAGAACACAUUCCUGGAAGGCCCGGAAGCAGGGUCCCAUCCACAGCAAUGCCAAGAACACAGAAGCCUUGCCGCCACCAACUUCUCUGGACACAGCACCUUCAAGGGACGAGCUCUGAAAACCUCCUGGGAGAGGACCCACCUUGGUUCAUCACUGUUCAGUGUCUCCACGGGGCUGUUCAUCUGUUUGCUCCUGUUCUGUUGAGUGGUGUGGUCAUCUAAUCAGAGUGGUCGGAUGUGAGUGAGCAAAAUUAAUGUAUUUUUGACAGUGGAGGCAAAUUGGGAAAUUAGCCCCAAAUUUCUCACAAUAGCCAACAGAUGGGUAUUAUGGGAACCAUUAAGUUAAAUUUUAGUCCAAUCACCCAGUUCUUCUGCUAACUAGCCCUGAUACAGGAAGCAACAUGAUUCAGUCUUGCAUGAGAUGGGGUCACCACGCCAUCACAUUGGUACCUAGGUAGUCAUAGCACCCAAGACAACUGGACCACACUUCUUGGUCUUAAUGGUCCUUUUUCCCAUGACAGAUGUGACCUUUUAUAACUCUAAGCCAACUAGAUUGCAUUUAUUGUCCAGUUGGCCUGUUGUAUAUGACCUUGAAAAAUCUGUGUACAAGUUCUUCUUUUUAUCUUUUAAAUAAGUUAAAAAGUGAAUUUUUUUAAAUUCUUUAUUUUUAAAUUUAUAACUUCCUGUCCAUUAAGGAUGGGUAACUGGCUGUGGUUGAGACUUGGCCUUUGCCAAUCAUGGGCAGCUGGAGUUCUUCUGAGAGGCAUCCAGUGUGCCAUGCAGAUAGAAUUUUGGUAGCUAUUUGAGGGCUUAUGUAGAUACUUGAGAGAAAAAGAACUCAACCUUUGGCCUUGUGGCUUGUGGCCACUUGAUUCAGGAUGGGGUAUUUAUAAAGAUAAGUGUAAUUUAUCCAGGGCCCGGGGGGGGGGGAGGGGGAGAGGUGUGCCCUGCCUAGUACAGCAUCUCGCGCUCACUUUUCCCACCCCUUAGCCUGGGAAUGAGCAGCAAGUGUGAGUUUUCUGAGUCAAAAGACAGAGCACAUUUUCAGGCCAGCAACUGUCUGUGCCUGGGUUUUUCAUUAUAUUUUGAAUUAUUUAUUUUACAAAGUGUGAGGGAAAACAUUGUCUGCUCUCUGAGGUAGAGAAACAGAUGUGGCUAGUUUUCAUGGCACCCCAGGGAGUGUCCCUCUAGCCACCUUGGUGCAAUGACCCAAGUUUCCUGAAUGUCCCAGCCUGUCUUUUGCAGGGAAGCUUGUUGCUUAAGGAUUCUAGCCAUUUGGAAGCAAACUAGUGUCCACUUUAAGGGGAAAUAAUGGACUGGACAACAGAUCUAGACCAACAACCAGGAAAGUUCUUAGAGCCCAAAUCCUGGGUUGGCACCUUCUCUCAAAUGGUAUCCCCCGCCAGGUGCUGGUGGCUCAUGCCUGUAAUUCUAGCUACUCAGGAGGCUGAGA
Molecule: messenger RNA, 2947 nt
Organism: Dipodomys ordii (Ord's kangaroo rat)
Lineage: Eukaryota; Metazoa; Chordata; Mammalia; Rodentia; Heteromyidae
Gene: Colgalt2
Product: collagen beta(1-O)galactosyltransferase 2
Exons: 11
Coding region: 93-1613 (506 amino acids)
Molecular function (GO): procollagen galactosyltransferase activity
Source: RefSeq, a predicted model, not a curated record